GGAAGCAAAACUAAAUUCAAAAAUUAGGUUUAGAGGGCACCAAGUUAUCCCGAUUAUGUGGGCCACAUAAAGCCACGGAGCCGCCAUAAAUAAGAGCUACACAACCAAGCCCCCACCACAGAAUAAACAAUCAGAAAUAGAUCUGGAAAAAUGCUUAGCGAAACAUCGGGAACUUCUUCGAGCUCUGCGGGAAUGACAAGGACCACCAUGCCACCGGACCAACGGGUUCUCUGCGACUGCGAUAAACCAGCAAUGAUCAGCCAAGCGUGGACCGACGCAAACCCAGGGAGACGUUUCUACCGCUGCGGCGCAGCUUGGAGAAGCGUGUGCGACUUCUUCCAGUGGCGUGACCUCGAAAAACCACACGGUUGGCAGAAAAGUGCUUUACUGGAGGCGCGGGAUGUGAUAAGAUCGCAGAAAGAGGCGAUAAAGCUGCUACAAGAAGCCAAAAAAGAGGAAACGAAAACCGAGGCGGACAUUGCAAAACAAGAGGGAGAAAGUUCGAAAGAGAAGUUGGAGAAGGAAAUCCUAAUCCUUAGAAGUGAACUUCAGGCAAGCCACCAAGCGGAACAGACGCUCCGCCACUUUGUUCUUAUAUCGUGGGUUGGGUUUAUUUGUGUAGUGGCGACGGUCGUCCAUGGAUUAAGGUAAGACGAUAACCAAACCCCGACCCAACGGCGGGCAAGUUUAAAUGUACUUAUGUCUAUAGCUAGCUAAACUACUAAGUAGAGUUAUAUUUCGUUGCCUCUCGAUCAAGUACAAGUGCCGAUGUAUUUUAAUCAAUAGUUAUUAAACUA
Messenger RNA from Arabidopsis arenosa, 797 nucleotides. The record is from the annotation of a GenBank genome assembly. Lineage: Eukaryota; Viridiplantae; Streptophyta; Magnoliopsida; Brassicales; Brassicaceae.